AGUUUUGACGUUUUGACUUAAUUGACAAUUGACGUUACUAUAAUAAAAAUAUGAAAGUAAUGGUUUAUAUUAUUUGUUUUCGAUUAUAAUUUAUUGUUGAUAACGACACUAAUAAUAUCGUUUAUUUGCAAGCAAAUAGUUCAGCAGUUUCAGUUUUUUCUUCGGUAGGAAACAACGUAAAACAUGCGUAUUAAAUCGAUACUUAUAUUGGCUUUUAUUACAUUCGUAAAUGCCGAUAUUUUGCGAAUCCCUCUGGAACGAUUCACGUCAGUCAGAAGGACCUUGCAAGAUGUCGGAACUCCAGUCAAUAGAGUGGUUUUGAAACACAGCCAAUUAACCGGACCUACGCCAGAACCCUUAUCCAAUUACUUAGAUGCUCAAUACUAUGGUGUCAUAAGCAUUGGACAGCCACCUCAAUCAUUCAAAGUAAUUUUUGAUACCGGAUCGUCCAAUUUGUGGGUCCCUUCUAAGAAAUGCAGCUUCACAAACAUCGCGUGCCUGCUUCACAAUAAAUAUGACUCUACAAAAUCGAACACGUACCAACAAAACGGCACCAAAUUCGCCAUUCAAUACGGAUCAGGAAGUCUCAGCGGAUUCUUAUCUACCGAUGUCGUUAAUGUAGGUGGUUUGAAUGUUAAACAGCAAACAUUCGCAGAAGCCAUCAGUGAACCCGGUUUGGCCUUUGUAGCAGCGAAGUUCGAUGGAAUAUUAGGCAUGGCGUAUGAUACAAUAUCCGUUGAUAGAGUACCGCCUGUAUUCAACCAAAUGGUCCAGCAAAAUUUGGUUUCCCAACCCGUAUUCUCGUUUUAUUUAAACCGGAAUCCUGAUGCUAAGCAAGGGGGCGAACUGAUUUUAGGGGGAUCCGAUCCGGCUCAUUAUUCAGGAGAUUUCACCUAUUUGCCGGUGACGAGGAAAGGUUACUGGCAAUUCACUAUGGACAAGGUCACCGUCAAUUCACAAGAAUUUUGCAGUGGCGGUUGCCAGGCCAUCGCCGAUACGGGUACUAGUUUGAUAGCCGGGCCGCUCGCAGAGGUCACCAAAAUUAAUAAAUUGAUCGGUGCCACGCCGAUUGUAGGGGGUGAAUACAUGGUUGAUUGUACUCUUAUACCGAAACUACCCAACAUCGAUUUCAUUUUAGGCGGGAAAUCGUUCAGUUUGGAAGGAAAAGAUUACGUGCUGAGAGUCGCUCAAAUGGGCAAAACUAUUUGCUUGUCCGGUUUCAUGGGCCUGGAUAUUCCUCCCCCGAACGGUCCUUUGUGGAUCUUAGGCGACGUUUUCAUCGGGAAAUAUUACACGGAAUUCGAUAUGGGCAAUGACCGGGUGGGCUUCGCAGACACCGUUUAGAAACCAAAGUUAUGAAGUUCAUAUUCACUUAGUUUGUUAUAUCCGUAAUUUACCUAAUUAAUCAUUUAAUGCUCGUCUUCGUUGGUUCGCAGUUAACAGCUCUCUAAUUGCGGAAUUUCGAAUUUUUGUUUAAUAUAUUGUGUUAACUCGAAUAGACGAAUAGUCAAGGGUACAGUUCUUGUAAAAAAUGCUGCUAUUUUAAUUUGAGUUAUGAUAUAGCGUGUUGAAUAAAUAAAUUGAUUCACUC
This is a messenger RNA of Phyllotreta striolata, 1591 nucleotides long. Lineage: Eukaryota; Metazoa; Arthropoda; Insecta; Coleoptera; Chrysomelidae. The record is from the annotation of a GenBank genome assembly.